This is a messenger RNA of Haplochromis burtoni (Burton's mouthbrooder), 4901 nucleotides long. Its product is annotated as claudin-4. Lineage: Eukaryota; Metazoa; Chordata; Actinopteri; Cichliformes; Cichlidae. Gene Ontology annotation, cellular component: bicellular tight junction; plasma membrane. The transcript has a single exon. Gene Ontology annotation, biological process: cell adhesion; bicellular tight junction assembly. The record is from RefSeq and is a predicted model, not a curated record. Gene Ontology annotation, molecular function: structural molecule activity. The coding region runs from base 2088 to 3065 and encodes 325 amino acids.
AGUGUCCUUGAAAGAAUCUUUACAAACUGGUUUUGGGACAUUUCCUUCUCAUCAAAGAGCCUGAAAAACAGACACUGGAUGCUAGCAUUUAUGUAAUGCUAUUUAGUAUGUGUUCAUUUCUUUAUUUAGUUUUGUGGAUUUCUGAAUUAACACCAAAAUCAGGAUAAAAAAUAUUCUUAAAUACAGCACUGAAAACUUGGCUCUUUGUAUCUGAUGUUAAAAAACAUUUAAAAAAAAAAUAAUGUGUAGCAUUUUUAGUGAACGCACAUUAAACCAGUGUUUCAGUUCCUUUAAAAUCCUUAUUGUCUCAGACAGUAGAUAUAAAGUUGAGCUAAUUAUACAUAGGAAGAGACUUUAUUUAGUCCCACACGAAGGAAAUUUCCUUGUUACAGUAGCACAAGGGACAGAAAGAAAAAGUGAAUUAAAAAUAUACUAGAAUUUUUUUUUUUAAUUUGCAAAUUUGCAAAAACUACUAUACUAUGUAGAUAUGUAGUAUAUACAAUAACAUAUACCCCAAUUUUUUAUAUGUACAUAAUGUGCAGUGGGACCGAUAGUAAUACACAUGUAAUACACUUAAACAGUACUUAUCCUGUGUGGGUAUUGUGCUCUCUGUUGAAGCACCUGUGAUAGCUCUUCAUCUUACACCACGGUAGUAACAAUCUACUGCUGAAGGAGCUGCACAGGGACUCCACAGUUGUAUGCAGGGGGUGAAAGGUGUUGUCCAUAAUGUACAUUAGCUUGGCCAUCAUCGAGCUCUUACCUGCGUCCUCUAUGAUGUCUAGGGGACUGGCAAGGCCAGGACAGUUAGACUCAAAGAAUGUUCAAAUGUGUUUUCCUGAAUCAGCUUAAUCAUUAAAACCGUGCAUAGUUUCUGUUUCUGAGGAAACAAGGGGGGAAAAGUCAUUCACAGUGGUACAAAUUACAAUACAUGAGCUUAUCUACACAAAAUAUCUCUGUUCAAAUAGGUAAACCUUAAAAAGAUUUCAAAUUAAAUGCACUGUGUUGUAUCAGGCUUAACCAUAAAAUUAAUUCCAAAAAUAAUUUAUAGCCCCUGUAAAGUCUAACCUUUAUAAGUCAUAGAGAUUAAAAAUGAUUUCGAGCUUAAUAAAAAGGUUUCAUUUUCUGCCACACAAGUUUACAUAAGUGUGUGUUCUCUUGUGUGGUACGGGGUUUUGCAUAUUUCGAACAGGUUUUUCUGCACUGUGUGCUAUUCAAGUGAAACUUCUGUCCUGUCCUCUCCCAGGGAACUUUCCACCCUCCUUCUGUUUCACAUACUCUGCAUGCGCACAUUAUUCAAAUACAUUAGCUGCGUGAAGAGGCCUCUGACCUAACACAUGUAUUAAGUUCUUAAUCAAAUUAAAUCACCUGUUAAUCAAAUGCAGCAUUUUCGCAGAGGUAUUGUAUGUGACAGAUUAACAUCAGAACAGACCAUUGGUAGGCGUUGGUUUAUACCUGUCUCUUCUGCCUACUUCAUAGCUGUUGUUUACAAAAUGUUCUCAUGAGGCAAAGAUAAUGAGUGAGGGUGAUGUCAUUGCCUAUUCAUUUUCUUUCUCUCUCUCUCUCUUUCUCUCUCUCUGUCAACUUCCAGUCCUUUAUUUUUUCUACAGAGUAGGUGUGGCACUGUCUACACCUGUCCAGUACCACAUAGGCGUCUGCUCAGGUGACAAAAAAGAACGAAUGCUCUCAGGUGCUUAAGUAAAAAGUAAAGAAGGAAGAGGCAGAAAGGCAUGGUACAAAAGGGGAGGGACAUAUGCUGUAAACAAAUGAAGUGAGGCUUAAGUAAGACACGCCUCGAUCCCAGUAGCAAAAAACUGUAGGCAGGACAACAACUGCAACAGACUAGGCUCUCCUGACAUACAUAGUUUACAACACUGCAACAGUAGCAAGAAAAGGUACGCACAGUACGCACAUGUUGAGAAGGACUGACAAAGAAACACUCACAGAAAGAUACAAGAGAAGAGCAACCAGAGGAAAAGACAAGCAAAUGCAAAAGAGACUCAGCAGAAAUCAAGAAACGCAGCAAGUCAUCUUUUAAAACUCUGCAAGGAUUUUACAAAAAAGAUUUUUUUUUUCUCCAGACCUACAUUAUGGCCUCGAUGGGGAUGCAGAUGUUUGCUAGUGGCCUCUGCCUCCUCGGUUGGGCAGGGGUCAUCGUCAUCUGCUUACUGCCAAUGUGGAGGGUCUCGUCCUUUGUGGGCACCUCCAUCGUCACCUCCCAGAUUUUCUGGGAGGGUAUUUGGAUGGCCUGCGUGGUCCAAAGCACAGGUCAGAUGCAGUGUAAACCUUACGAGUCCCUCCUUGCCCUCAGUGGUGACAUGCAGGCUGCCAGAGCUCUCACUGUCAUUUCAAUCACUGUAGGUGCAGCAGGACUUAUUAUGGCCUUUGUUGGAGGAAAGUGCACCCGCUUCUUGGAUGAAACUGGAAAUGGGGCAAAGGGCAAGGUGGCUGUUGUGGCAGGAGCAAUGUUGAUGGCUGCAGGUCUGUUCUGUUUGAUUCCUACAUCUUGGGUGGCUGGGGCUUUAGUGAAGAACUUCUACAGUGCCUACAGUGAUGCUCAGAAGAGGGAGAUUGGUGCCUGUCUUUACAUUGGCUGGGGAGCAUCUGUUUUGCUUGUUCUGGGAGGCGGUUUAUUCAUCAGCUCCGCACGCCCCAUAAAAGCCCAUGACACAGAGAAGAGGACGUCUGUGCAUUACCAGGUGGUUCGCUCCUACAACGGGUCCAACCUGGGGGGUUCUCAUCGCAGCAGGGCGCCAUCAGCAAAGUCACUGCCUGUUGGAGUGGACUACCCCAGGCCUCAUGGCUAUGAGGGAGUGACUUCAAAGCCCCAGCAGUACCCAAGGCCUCCAUCCUAUCAGUAUAUGUCUGAGCAGGGCUCAAAAGAGGAGUCAGAGAAAUCAUGGGCACCUUCAACAAAGUCACAACUGAAAAAGGCAGACUCGACAAAAUCGAAACACAGUGAUGUACCAUCUACAAAGUCUCAGCUGAAAGAAGCAGAAAUGGACACCUUAUCAGUUAAGAGUGACGGGGAAGAUUUAUCCUCAAACCCACCAAAGACAUACUUAUAAUAUAAUUACAUAUAAUUAAAUAUGUGUACUUAUGUUGGCACAAAAGACAGUUUACUAUACUGCUAUUUAUAAGUUGCCUUUUCUUUGUUUGUGAGUGUGUACUGACUUUAUUUGGGUAUAAAUAUACUCCAUGAUGCUUCCUUUUUAAAGGAUGAGAUAGAAAAGUUCAGGAGUACAUUUAUCAACAUGCCAAAGAAAUGUGUGAAGAAUGCGACAAAUUAACUUCUAACAAAUUCCUAUUUAAACUCUGUUACUGUAAAUGUGAAACAUUAAUUUGCUACCAGAUAUAUAUAUAUAUAUAUAUUUUUUUUUGGUGUUUACCUCAGACUUUUAAAGUUCUCGUUUAAAAUGGGCAGCAGGGUUUUACCUUUGAGUAGACACAUAUUUUAUUAGACACAUACACAUUAUACAUUAAUUGAAAGCAUUACAUUAUUGAAUGCGCUCUUUGGUGAAUAUCUCUAUGAAGAAAUUCAAUUAUUGAAAAUACAAAGUUUUGUUAUUUUGUUAUUUUAAUGAUCAUGCCAUUUGGCACAGUGAAAUGUCAUUGCACUAUGUUGACUGAUACUUUUGCAUUUGCUGUUCAAUAAAUGACUGUGAGCUGAUCUGAAAAGUAUCCGGCUAAUUUUUACAUAAUGUGAGGCAUGAGGUGGAAAAGGGCCUUUUAGAAUCCCCCUGGACUAUCAGUCCUGUUCCUGGCAAUUAAAAGCCACAGGACAAACUGGUUUGGCAGAAAGUAAAGUUACAGGCAGGUGUGCAGUGUUAAAAGAGGAAGCAUUGUGUGUUUGUUGAGGAUUCAACAUUUAGUUUCAGUGAAUCAUGCUCGUAUCAUGUGAUCAUGCAUGUUGUUUUAAUUACUUAGUGAUAUUUUGAGCUGCCCAAAAUGCAGUUCCUUAAAUAGAAAUAUGCAUCUGUCAUGUUGUGUCAUGUACAAAAGCUUUCUCUAAGGUUAUGCCUGUUGCAAGCAUGUCUUAAAGCAUGUUUUAAGACCUGAUAUGACUUCACUUGUAUAAUCUACACUGUACUACAAAAGCAUUGCACUACUCUACACAUCACCAGAUAAGCACCCAUCCUCUUGCCUUCCCAAAGCUCUUCUUACUCCUCAGCUUCAGCUCACAUGGUUUUGCAUUGACGACUGUCAUGGUGAUUUCAGUAGGCCAUGCAAAUGUAUCUAUCUGGUGGUAACAGAAGGUAACCUGGUAACCUUUUUCUGCAGAAAGCAGGAAACAUGAUUAGGAGUGAUCAUAUUUUGUAUUACAGAUUUUCCCUCAAGCAACAUUUGCAUGAAAGUGCUGAAAAUUCAGUAUGAUUAAAACAAAAAACAAAAAAAAGUGGCUAAACUGGAUUUUACCAGGUCUGUUGACAUUGCACAGCUUUCCCAUGACAGCAACAGAAAUGUGACUAAAACUAAGAGCUCAAGAAAUCUUAACCACAUCACAAAAUUCUGCAGAGGUGAAGGAAAGUGUGAUUGAAAACAAGAUAAUCUACAUAUGUAAACUGACCUUAAAUCAACUUUGCAUCAUGCAAAACCUGACAGCCAGCAGACAAUUUCACAGCCUUGACAUUGUCGAACAAUUAAACAUCCACACACCCAAGAGAAAGAGCAAAUUAGGACUUACUAUUAGGGCAAAAGGUAGCAAAUGACUUAUAUGUUAUUUGCUUUUUAUUCCAAAGAUCUCUUCAGCUCAUAAUGCACUGCGAUAAACCCAGAGAGAAAUAUGACCAAUAACAAAAUGGGUGACUGAUAAGCAGUCAUCCAGCCAGAGCCUACAGAUGGAUAGUGCACGCAGAUAGUGCAUGCAGAGCAGCACUGCUAUAUCAGAGACAAAGAUGUGAAAU